This is a messenger RNA of Electrophorus electricus (electric eel), 4521 nucleotides long. RefSeq names its product bromodomain containing 1a (gene brd1a). The record is from RefSeq and is a predicted model, not a curated record. NCBI's taxonomy places the organism in Eukaryota, Metazoa, Chordata, Actinopteri, Gymnotiformes, Gymnotidae. Gene Ontology annotation, molecular function: protein binding. Gene Ontology annotation, biological process: regulation of transcription by RNA polymerase II.
UUGUGGGGGGAAGGCGAAGCUUGCAGCAGCUGCUUGUCGUUAUAGGGAAGAGGAUAUUCCUGCCUUUGAAUGUCCUUUAAACCUAGUUUUCCCCCUGCUGAAUACGCGUAAAGAUUACAGACUUGGGGGGGGCCGGUGUGGAUAGUUGUUCACAUAAUUCAAAUUCAUCAAUAUAAAGCUAAAACUGCGCCCUUUGGAUGCGAACAUUGCGUACGGAAUUACAGCCGCUGAGCAGGCCGUAUCGCCAUUGCUUCCAAGAGCUGCCUCUGUCUUCGGGCAAAAGCAUCGUGACUCUGAGCUUUUUGAGGGUCCACAAUGAGGAAGAAAGCACGGCAUCAGAAGGUACAGACGCUGCAUCGGCCACCCUCCCCCAUCAAACCUUCGGCCAACAGGGAGACCCUCACCUAUGCACAGGCACAGCGCAUGGUGGAGCUGGAGGUCGAUGGCCGCAUGCACCGCAUCAGCAUCUUCGACAAGCUUGAGGUCAUCACUGAAGAUGACCCCACGGCCCAGGAGAUCAUGGAGUGCACCAGCAAUAAGGAGAAUACAGACAAGCCUCAGCAGGCCCCCCUGAGGUCGGCACGGCUCAAGAACAGCCAGCAGAAAAAGAAUGCAGCCCUCAUCGCACAAGGGGCUCAGGCCCCGACCUGUGUCCUCCCCGAGCCCAGGUUCCGCACUGUGGAGUACAAUUUACCGGCUGUCCCGCGAAGGCCUCCGACGUACUACAAGUACGAGGAGAAGACCUUGGAGGAGCUUGAUGAGGAGGUGGAGUAUGACAUGGAUGAGGAGGACUAUGCUUGGCUGGACCUGGUCAAUGAAAAGAGAAGGAGCGAGGGCUUUAGCCAGGUCUCCCCCAAUGUCUUUGAGUUCCUUGUGGACCGUUUCGAAAAGGAGUCGUUCUUGGAGAGUCAGGGCCGGCAGGACCCUCACUCACUGGUGGACGAGGACGCAGUGUGCUGCAUCUGCAUGGACGGCGAGUGCCAGGACAGCAACGCCAUCCUCUUCUGUGACAUGUGCAAUCUGGCUGUGCACCAGGAGUGCUAUGGAGUUCCCUACAUUCCCGAGGGCCAGUGGCUCUGCCGACACUGCCUGCAGUGCCCCACCAAGCCCGCUGACUGCAUCCUCUGCCCCAACCGGGGUGGUGCCAUGAAGAAGACGGAGGACGACCGCUGGGGACAUGUGGUCUGUGCCUUGUGGGUGCCCGAAGUGGGCUUCUCCAACACGGUCUUCAUCGAGCCCAUUGAUGGCGUGGCAAACAUCCCUCCUGCCCGCUGGAAGCUCACCUGCUACCUCUGCAAGGAGAAAGGCGUUGGAGCCUGCAUCCAGUGCCACAAGGCCAACUGCUACACGGCCUUCCAUGUCAGCUGCGCGCAGAAGGCUGGCCUCUUCAUGAAAAUGGAGCCUGUCAAAGAUGUGACCGAGUUGGGCACACCAACCUUCACAGUGAAGAAGACUGCGUACUGUGGGGCACACUCCCCCAACGGCUCCGUCAGAAGGCCCCUCACCAUAUACGACAAUGCCAGGAAUAAAACCAAAAAUGGACUUUGUCAGACACUGAAGAGAAGUAGCAGCAGAAAAAGGCUAAAAGAGAAGAAGAAGAGCAAGAAGACUUCAGAGCCGGUGGCAGUAGUCCCACCAUCUGGUCCUAGUUUUCCGUCACAUAGGUUAAACACCGUCCUUAAUCAAGUUUCUCUCCAGAGGAAGAAGGUUUUUGUCGAGCUGGUCUUGAACUACUGGACCUUGAAGAGACAAUCAAGGAACGGUCUGCCUCUGAUCCGGCGGCUCCACUCCAGCCUACAGUCCCAGAAAACCACAAAGCCUAAGCACAAUGAGGAGGAGAGUCGUGCGCUGAAGGAGCAGCUGAAGGAGUGGCAUCGUCUGAGACACGACCUCGAGAGAGCCCGCCUGCUGCUGGAGCUCAUCAGGAAAAGAGAGAAGCUCAAAAGAGAGGAGAUGAAGCUACAGCAGUCAAUCCUGGAACUGCAGCUCACCCCAUUUACCAUUUUACUGAGGACUGUGUUAGACCAGUUGCAAGAGAAGGACCAAGCAAAGAUAUUUGCACAGCCUGUGAGCAUUGAAGAGGUUCCCGAUUACCUGGACCAUAUCGAGCACCCCAUGGAUUUUUCUGCCAUGAGGAAGCGUAUAGAUGCCCAGUACUACAAGAACCUGGAGGAGUUUGAGGCUGAUUUCAACCUCAUCAUCACAAACUGCAUGACAUACAAUGCCAAGGACACGUAUUUCUACCGGGCUGCGGUGAGGCUGAGGGAUCAGGGCGGGGCCCUGCUCAGGAAGACACGCCGCCAUGUGGAGCACAUCGGCUUCGAGCCCGACAGCGGCACGCACACUCCUGAACUGCCCAAUACUGUAGCAUCUGCUCCCUUCUCCUGGGAAGAUGUGGACCGGCUGCUGGUCCCAGCCAAUCGGCAGCACAUGUCCCUCGAUGAUCAGCUGAAGGAGCUCCUGGAGAAGCUGGACCUGACCACGGCCAUGAAGUCCAGCCCAUCGCGCAGCAAACGCCUCAAGCUGUUGAAGAAGGCCAUCAGCGAUGUGCGGAUGGAGAUGAGUCUGAGGAACGUGCUUGCUCCCACCCCUGGCCUGAGGAGGCUGGCAGCUGAACUCGGCUCAGCUGAGGAAGGCGACAGAUCAGCUCCUCCAAAGCUGGAGCCCUCGGACUGUCACCCCCCGCUGGCUGACGUGGACAGCCCUUGUGAGCCCCCCACGCUGAAGCCUAUUGAGCCCAGCGCAGAGCAGCCCCGGCCAGGCAAGCCUGAUGAGCCCAAAGACUGCCUCCCAGCCCCCAGGGAGACCCUCAAUGGACACUCCCGUGACCGGCUGCUUCUCGACGGCGGUGACGUCAGCGUGGUGGCCACGCCGACCCUGGCCGAGCGCCCUGCUCCGGUAAACAGGCGGACGUCAGUGCUUUUCCGUAAGUCCAAAAGCGUGAGCCCGCAGAAGGCCGCAAGAGGCGGGGGCGCCCAGGCGGAGUGUCCCGAGCUGGGUGCCAAGAGCUUCCUGUCUGUGGUGAUCCCCCGCCUGGAGACCCUGCUCCACACCAGGAAGAGAACCCGGAGUGCCAGCCAGGGCAGCGAGGAGGAAGAGGAGUUGCCCAUCAAGUGCCCCGACACUGGCCUGUCAAAUGGUUUUGUUCUGGAGCAGCAGACGGAGUUGAGUCCCAGCAGGCAGCAGGAGCCUCGCCGCAGGUGUGCCUCUGAAUCCAGCAUCUCGUCCAGCGGCAGCCUGCUGGGUACCUCCAGUGCACCACUGAGCUUUCCGAAGUGCGGGAAGGGAAAGCCGGCCCUCGUGCGGAGGAGCACCACAGACGACAAAAGCGAGCUCAUCGCUUGCAUCGAGAACGGGAACUUCGCCAAAGCUGCUCGUCUUGCUGCCGAAGUUGGCAACAGCAAUAUUUGGAUGCCUGCUAGUGCUGCAACAGUUGUUCUGGAACCUCUAAAACUAGUUUGGGCAAAAUGUAGCGGAUAUCCCUCCUACCCUGCCUUGAUAAUCGACCCCCACAUGCCUCGUGUGGGCUGCCACCACAAUGGCGAGUCCAUUCCGAUCCCCCCUCUCGACGUGCUCCGGAUCGGGGAACAGAUGCAGUACAAGUCGGAAGAAAAGCUCUUCCUUGUCCUCUUCUUCGACAACAAGCGCAGCUGGCAAUGGCUACCUAAAUCCAAAAUGGUUCCUCUUGGGAUUGACAAGACCAUCGACAAGAUCAAGAUGAUGGAGGGCCGCACCUCGGGCGUGCGAAAGGCCGUACAGAUCGCCUUCGCCCGGGCCAUGAACCACCUGAGCCGCGUGCAGGACGAGCCCGCCAGCGACCUCAGUGACAUCGACUGACCUGCUUCGAGCACCGCCGGCCACCCUGGGUGACUGGAAAGUCCUUUAGUGUUUGUCACCGCAGGACGCCACUUGCUCAGCAGUGCCUGGGCUAGGCCCCAACCCCCUCCGCCCUCCCCGGCUGCCUGGUCGAGUGCCUGCUGCCGCUCCGCCCCACCCUCCCAGUGGUGAGUGGGCUGCACUGGCCCCUCCCACUCUGACCACCACGCAGGGGAGUUCCGUCACCUCACCAAACAGUGCAAACUCCACUAUCAUCUGCCCACUCCAUGUCCUUCAUUCCACCUGACGUUUUCACCUCCACUCGUGAAAGUGCUCCUCUAUUUAAUGAACUCUGUAUAUAGCUGUAAAUGGACCCAUGCUAACUUAAGUAGUUACCGCUGUGGGUUCUGUAUAUACAUUUUUCUAGUUGUAUUUAUACUUUUGUUGGGGUGGGGGAACAUAAGCAUACCAGGGCCUUCCUCACUGAUGCAGGAAGAAGUUAAUCAUGUGAAACUAAAAGCAGGAAUGGAACACAUAAUGUGAGAUUAUUUUCUUUUUUGUAUCAUCAUUUAAAUUAUUGAAGUUUAUAUGCAUAAACUUCCUUUUAGUAUUAAAUGUUUUUUGUAACCAGUAAUGUUUUUAUAACAGUUUUAGCCUAUUUUGUUCUGAUUAUAUUUAUAUAACUAAAUAUAUAUAUAUAUAUAU